This is a messenger RNA of Cryptosporidium ubiquitum, 1086 nucleotides long. Its product is annotated as TBC domain-containing protein. Bases 1 to 1086 code for a protein of 361 amino acids. The record is from RefSeq and is a predicted model, not a curated record. The transcript has a single exon. Lineage: Eukaryota; Apicomplexa; Conoidasida; Eucoccidiorida; Cryptosporidiidae.
AUGCCAAAGGAAGAUUUGGAAAAAAGUUUUCAGGAUGAGGAAUGUACGGAAGAAACACUUAUAUUCGAUUCUGAAAAAAGAUUUGUUAGCUGCGUAAAGGAACACCAAGAAAUGGUUGAUGAUGUUGAUAAAAAUACAGCAAAAUUCUUGUGUGAAAAUAAAACAAUUGAUACUGAAGAUAUUCAAGAGGUUCAGUGUAAGAAUUCAGACAAGUCAACCAGUUCACUCACAUUUGAUUAUAGGAGAAAACUAAUUGAAAUAGAAGAGUGGAGAUUUUUGUGCUACGAUUUUGAGAAAUUUGAUUUAGAAAAAGAUCAUUUAAAGAUAUUGAGUAAAUUGAGAAAAGGAAUCCCACCUCAAUUUAGAGGAUUUUUUUGGAUGAAAUUAGCAGAAGUAGAAAGUAUUAAGAAUGAAAAUAGUGAGAAUCUAUAUUAUCAAUUAACCGAAAUAAAAAAUGCUCCAUGCUGUGGCGAUAUAUAUAGAGAUAUAAGUAGAACAUUUCCAAGACAUUGUUUAUUUCGUGACAGAAAUAAUCAUGGACAAAACUCUUUGUUUUCAGUUUUAAGAGCUUAUAGUUUAUACAAUCCUGAUGUUGGAUAUUGCCAAGGAAUGGGAUUUAUUGUUGGUGUUUUACUUAUGUAUAUGUCGGAAGAAGAUUCAUUUUAUAUGUUGAUUUCGAUUUUAGAUAAAUAUAAGUUUUCUGGCUUGUAUCUUCCAGGAUUACCUUUAUUGAACACACAUUUAGAGAAAUUAAAAAAGAUAUUUAAAAAAAGAAUUCCGAAUUUAUAUAAUCACUUCAGAAACGAAAAUGUGGAUGAAACUAUGUAUGCUUCACAAUGGUUUAUGACUAUUUUUGCUUACAGUUUUAAUUUAGAUGCAGUUGCAAGAAUUUGGGAUUUGUUCUUCCUUGAAGGCAUAAAUUUAAUUUUCAAAAUUUCGAUAGCAAUUUUAAAAAUCUUAAAGAAUUCACUUUUCAAUCAGUCAUUUGAAAAUAUUUUACAUACUUUAAAAACAGCUCCUUAUACGAUUAAUAUUAAUGAACUUAUUCAAUGUGCCUUGAGCAUCAAGUUAAAUUAUAAAGAAUAG